AUGGCUACCCAUGAUAAGAAUCCAAAGUUGGUUUCUAAAAUUGCCAUUAUAGGCGCUGGAGUAAGCGGCAUAGCUGCUACCAAACAGCUAUCCGAUCACAACCCUCUUGUUUUUGAGGCCUCUGAUUCAAUUGGUGGGGUUUGGAAGCAUUGCUCCUACAAUUCCACCAAGCUUCAGUCACAUAGACGUGACUACGAGUUCAGUGAUUUCCCUUGGCCUCAAAGAGACAAUUCGGAGUUCCCUACCCACUUAGAGGUUUUGGAUUAUUUACACUCCUAUGCUAUGCACUUUGAUUUGCUUAAGAACAUCAAACUCAACUCCAAGGUUGUGGAAAUCCGGUUUGUUGGGUCCCAAGAAGAUGCCCCUCAUUUUGGAGGCUUACCUAGUGACCAUGGAAUCCCACUUCCUGGUCAUCCUGUUUGGGAACUCGCUGUGUUGACCAAUCAAUCACACACCAUUCAGUGGUACGCCUUCGAGUUUGUAGUGGUUUGCACCGGAAAAUAUGGUGACAUACCCAAGAUUCCCAAAUUUCCAUGCAACAAAGGCCCUGAGGUGUUCAAGGGUAGAGUGCUGCAUACCCUUGAUUACUGUAAACUUGACCAGCAAAGUGCUACUAAACUUCUCGCCGGAAAGAAGGUUGUGGUUGUCGGUUUUAAAAAGUCAGCUAUUGAUUUAGCCAUGGAGUGUGCACAGGCAAACAAAGGACCUCAAGGGCAACCGUGCACCAUGCUAGUGAGGACUUCGCACUGGUUAGUUCCUCAUUACUGGAUUUGGGGAUUGCCAUUUUCCUUGUUCUACUCAACAAGAAUUUCUCAGUUCCUCCACGAAAGACCCAAUCAAAGUUUAGUCAAAGCCUUUCUCUGCCUCAUGUUUUCCCCGUUGAGACGUGGAAUUUCGAAGUUUAUUGAGUCCUACUUGUUGUGGAAACUCCCCUUGGAUAAGUAUGGGCUAAAACCAGAUCACCCCUUUGAGGAAGAUUAUGCAUCUUGUCAAAUGGCUAUCGCGCCAGAAAAUUUCUUCUCUGAGGCUAGUAAGGGAAAAAUUGUCUUAAAAAAAGCAUCAAAUUGGUCAUUCUGGAGUGAAGGAAUUGAACUUGAAGACAACACUAAACUGGAGGCUGAUGUAGUGGUUCUUGCAACUGGCUUUGAUGGGAAGAAAAAGCUCAAAAGCAUCUUACCUCAGCCUUUCCGCAAUUUGUUAGAUUACCCAUUUGGUAUUAUGCCCUUGUAUAGGGGAACUAUCCAUCCAUUCAUUCCAAGUAUGGCUUUUGUGGGUUAUAUUCAAAGUGCUUCAAAUCUUCCCACUUCAGAGAUACGCUCGAUGUGGCUCUCUGGAUUAGUAGAUGAAAAAUUUAAGCUCCCGAGUGUUGAGAAGAUGCUUUCACAAACUCUUAAGGAGAUGGAUAUCAUGAAAAGGUCAAGUAGGUUCUAUGAAAGGCAUUGCAUUUCCACUUAUAGCAUCAACCAUAAUGAUGAAAUAUGUGAAGAUAUGGGAUGGAGUUCGUGGAGAAAGAAGAAUUGGAUCACAGAGGCAUUCUGUCCUUAUGGCAGUGAAGACUAUAAGAAAGAAGAUUGA
Abrus precatorius (Indian licorice) is the source of this 1575-nucleotide messenger RNA. Its product is annotated as probable flavin-containing monooxygenase 1. NCBI's taxonomy places the organism in Eukaryota, Viridiplantae, Streptophyta, Magnoliopsida, Fabales, Fabaceae. The transcript is spliced from 5 exons. Bases 1 to 1575 code for a protein of 524 amino acids. The record is from RefSeq and is a predicted model, not a curated record. Gene Ontology annotation, molecular function: NADP binding; flavin adenine dinucleotide binding; N,N-dimethylaniline monooxygenase activity.